Messenger RNA from Panicum virgatum (switchgrass), 1426 nucleotides. Its product is annotated as BTB/POZ and MATH domain-containing protein 1-like. The transcript has 2 exons. The record is from RefSeq and is a predicted model, not a curated record. Lineage: Eukaryota; Viridiplantae; Streptophyta; Magnoliopsida; Poales; Poaceae. Gene Ontology annotation, biological process: protein ubiquitination. Gene Ontology annotation, molecular function: protein binding. Bases 1 to 897 code for a protein of 298 amino acids.
AUGCUCGUCUUCCACAUUCCGCGGCGGCGUUCGAGCAACCCUACUGCUACAGGAAAGCCGCCCCUGAAGGCAGUGAAAGCGCAGACGAAAUUCCGUUUCAUCAGCGACGUGGAGGUCGGGGAGGAUGCGCCGUCUUUGACAUCGGAAGAAGUGCACACCUUCGAGGGCACCUCUGGGUGGGGGAACGGAGAUUUCAUAAAAAGGCAAGAAUUUGAGACAUCCAAGCAUCUCAGGAAUGAUUCUUUCACGGUGCGGUGCGACAUCGUCGUCAUCAAUGAGUUUCGCACUGAGGGGACAGCUGAUGCUGCUGCCACCCCGCCCUUUGUUACUGUGCCCUCGUCCAACCUGCACCAGCAUCUUGGUGAUCUCCUCCUGACCGAGAAGGGCGCUGACGUGGUGUUCGAUGUCGGAGGUGCGACGUUCGCAGCGCACCGGUGCGUGCUUGCAACCCGAUCGCCGGUAUUUAGCGCAGAGCUCUUUGGCACAAUGAAGGAGAGUGACACCGCGGGUGUUGUCCGCGUAGAUGAAAUGGAGGCUUGUGUGUUUAGGGCUUUGCUCUAUUUUGUGUACACCGACUUGUUUCCGGAGCCGAGGAAAGGAGAGGAAGAGGAAGAUGUCAUGUGCCAGCAUCUGCUUGUUGCAGCGGACAGGUACGACUUGGAGAGGCUGAAGCUGAUGUGUGAAGACAGGCUAUGCAAGUACAUUGAUGUGGGCACGGUGGCAACCAUACUGACACUAGCCGGGCAGCACCACUGCCCUGGGCUGAAGAAGGCGUGCUUUGAUUUUCUUAGCUCUGGUGCAAAUCUGAGGGCAGUUGCAGCAGGUGAAGGCUUCAAGCAUCUAAGCAGAAGCUGCCCAUCUAUUAUGGAGGAGUUGGUUGUCAUGCUUGGCAAGUGAUGCUUAGUAUUUUAGCAAUGGAUGUUGAUUUUGUCAUAUUCUUCAGCAGUUCUCUAGCAAUGGAAGUUCCUGUUUUAAUACUUAAGCAGUCAGGUAGACUACAGUAUCCUAAUCCCUAUGAAGAUGCUACAGUAGUCCCAUUUGUCUUUGUUUUUGUUAGUCUUAGUCCACUGCAUCUGUACGACCCUAGAUUAAUUGGAAGUUUUUUUAUCAGUAAGCUUGACUAAUUGAAAGUUCACUGAAAGUCUGAAACGGUCAAUUUCCUAGUUGGUGUCUUUCUUGUAAAUAAUUCUUAUGGUGCUAUGGAUCAGCUCUCUUCAUUGCUGGCCUACCUGUUAAUCCAGGCAUACUUUGCUAUCAGAUUGUUUGAUGUCAGUUGGCCUAUGUGUAAAUCCAUAGCAUGCUCUGUUAUCAGAUCUCACACAGAGAGCUUUGGAGUUAGGCAAAUGGUUCUGAGAAGUGAGAAGUAGUAGUAAGGCAGUAGAAGUGUUGUCUGGUUGUGAAUUUAGUUGUUGUCUUGUUGCGGUUC